This is a messenger RNA of Brienomyrus brachyistius, 5290 nucleotides long. Its product is annotated as rab effector MyRIP-like. The coding region runs from base 452 to 3850 and encodes 1132 amino acids. The record is from RefSeq and is a predicted model, not a curated record. Lineage: Eukaryota; Metazoa; Chordata; Actinopteri; Osteoglossiformes; Mormyridae. Gene Ontology annotation, molecular function: actin binding; myosin binding; small GTPase binding. Gene Ontology annotation, biological process: intracellular protein transport. The transcript is spliced from 16 exons. Gene Ontology annotation, cellular component: cortical actin cytoskeleton.
UUUAAAAACCGCAUCGUAGCGAAAUAUAAAAAUAGAAAACACAUUGAAAAAGCAUGUUUAGUCGAUUAUUUGCGUUGCAAAUCUCACGAUCAUAUGGGAAGUGACAAAACACACUAGGAUUGUGUGCUGGGAGCUCCCGACGGAAGAUGCUAGUGACCCGAGGAAGACGUACACAAAGCCUUAAAACGCACCCCCUCCAUCUGACCGGAGGAGGUGGGGUAGAGGCGAUUGCAUCCAGGUCUUUUUGCGGGAGGUGAUCAGUGUACAAUACAGCCCCUUCAUUCCGCACCGCAGAUCGCCAGUAGGCGCGCAUAUGUACCCGACACAACCUGAUCACUACUGACCUGUGAUUGGAGGAGCCGACGUAUCCCCCGCUAGUGAUUGGACAGGUUGCCCGACCUUUGCCCUGUUAGUUGAGGAGCCGACCUGGGGGUGUACCCCUCAAAUCAGCAUGGGCAAGAAGAUAGACCUGUCGGGCCUGACUGAGCAGGAGGCAGAGCAUGUCCUGGCAGUGGUGCAGCGGGACAUGAAGCUGCGUAAGAAGGAGGAGGAGAGACUCAGCGACAUGAAGCAGGAACUGGACGAGGAAGGCAGCCGCUGCUCCCUGCUGUCCGGGCAGGAGCUCUUUAACCGGCGCUGCUGCAUGCGCUGCUUCUCGCCGUUCAACUUCCUGCUGAAGCGUAAGCGGCCGUGCGGGGACUGCGGCUUCAACGUGUGCCCGGCGUGCAGCAGCUUCAGCGAGGAGGAGCGCGCCUGGCUCUGCAGCGCGUGCAACAAGAGCAGGUUACUGAGGACACAGUCUCUGGAGUGGUACUACUGUGAUGUGAGGAGGCGCUUCAAGCGCUUCGGAGGAGCGAAGGUGCUGAAGACGCUCUACAGGAAAUUCACUGCGGACCAGCACCCGCCAUCGCAGCUGUCAGGGGCCAAUGCCUAUGAAGAAAGCAUGGGCAACGAGGGGAGCAUCAGUGAUCUGACGUUCUACAGACAAAGUGAAGAAUACAGCAUAUCUGAGACGCUGCAUGUUGCCCUGCGAGUGGCAGAAGAGGCGGUAGAAGAUGCCAUCACCAGAGCUGAGGAGCCCUGCGACAGCCUGAAUAGAAAUGAAGCUCAUUACCUGCGGGAAAAUAAGGAGGAGCUGAUUGAGGAACUGGCCACGUCCAUUGUGCAGAAGAUCAUACACCGCAGGAGAAAGCUGGAGCUGCCCGCUCAGGACGGCGAGGGCACCUCUCCUCUCCCAUCCCUGUCCCAGCAGAGCACUCUGCCCUCACAGGCCCGCCUGAGAGCCGCCCAGUCCCUCUGGAGGUCACGGUCGGCCUUCUCCCUGACGAGCGCCGGCGAGGAGGCCCCUGACGGGGACACGGGGCCCGACGAUUGGGGCUGGGCGCGGAUGGCUGUCAGGGACUACAGCUCGCUGAAGAGAGACACGGGCACCUCCCUGGCCAGCUGGAAGAGUGUCGACCAGCUGGACAACUCCAGCGUGUCGUCAGUGCUUCAGAGCCCCGAUGGAAACUGGAUUGCCCUGCAGAGUAAACAGCGCCCCCGCCUGCUGACUAAGUGUAAGAGCAUGGUGUUCAGCGCCCUGGAGCAGGAGUCCGGGGCCGUGUCAGCCUAUGACGACAUGGGCUCGGGCAGCGAGGGUGACGGAGCGAGUGGCGCCGCCCUGCAGGAGAUCCGCAAGAAAGUGUUUCAGCGGGAGUCCGAGUGGACCGACGCGGCCGACCCCCACUCGGGCCCGACCCCGCCGGGCUCACUCGCAGACCUGGACACCUCCACCCAGGGCAGCCCCCCCAAGUCAAGCAAGCAGCUGAUGUCAAGCCUGCGGAGGAAGGUCCGACAGCAUCGGUCACCUCGCCCCCUAGAGGCACCUGGGAGUACGCCUGUGGACUGCAUUGAUAAGCCGGAGGACGGGCAGGGUGAUCGAGUGAGGAAAUCUCGCAGGCACAAGAAGAGCAAACGGGAGGCUGGGGAUCAGGUGGAGCACUCGUCCUCUGCCCCGGAAUACAGCAGCUUCCUAGUCAGUGCCUUCAAGAGGAAGAGCAAGAAGAAGGAGAGCCCAGCUCCUGCGAGCCAAUCAGAUCUUCAGCCUGGGGCUGGUGAUACUGUGACCUCUGACACCAUGGAUACCGUAACCGUGACCCCUGGUGCUGGUGACUUUGAGCCCGUGGCCGUGGGGGAGGCAGUUAAGAUGCCAGCAGGGGAGACAUCAGGACGUAGAUCCGGCCAGUCGGAGGGGUUCCGUGGAAUGGAAGAGACAGAGAUCAAGAUGAACGCCGGGGGUCAACAGCGAGACCAAAAGAGACAGGUGAUGAAUGCGGGAGAGAAGACUGUGGAGAGAACAGAAGCUGGGGAGCCAUGGAUGGUGGAGGAGAGCCGGGUUGAGGUGAUGGAUGAAGGAGUUCUGAAGAAAUACCAGGAGAUAAGCACAGAUAGGGACGAGUCAACCGAGUACUGGAGAUUUACGGAGUUAGUGACAGGAAGGGGGAGAGAAGCUAUCAGGAAGACCAACGUUGAGGUAGAUCCACAAAGAGGAAGUCUGAGAGAUGCUGUAGGAACGGAGAAGGAUGACGGGGAGAGACAGGGGGUGGUGGAGACUGGCAGACUGGCGGCAUCAGGAGAUCGUGUCGCCGUAGAGUCAGAAAAAGGCGGAGAUACAAAAAGACUGUUUCAAGUUAAAGAAAAGGCAGCUGAGCUCAUGAUGGAAGAUGGAGGGAGACAGAUUGGGAAGGAGGAAGAGCGACCUGGAAUAGCAAAGGACGGCAAAGCCCUUCAAGCUGAAGCCGAAAGACGUAUGGAACUAGAUGAUCACCAGCCAGAGGAACAAGUAGGAUGGGAGGCAAAGAGGCGCUCAGAAUUAGAGGAAAGCAGGAGAGCUGCGCUGCUGGCUGAAAGAAACAUGGAGUCUGAAGACGAAGAAGAAGGCCGACCUGAAACUGAACAUCUAGCGGGGAGCGUGGCGGAGCGUGAGGGACCAAGUGCUGGGAAGCUCAAAGCGUUAGCAGGAAAAGAGGAAGAAGAAUCGGUAACUGAAGAGGAGGAACAGGGUCUCGAAACGGAGACGGCAAGACUGACCAAGAGAAGAGGGAGGCUUGGAAAGAAGGCUAAAAAAGGCGAUGGGGAGGAUGUUGGACCCAUAGCGACCAUCGAGGAAGGAAGCCGCUCGGUCCUGGAUUACAUGUCUGCCGAGGAUAUUCGCAGAGAAGGACAGAACGGUUCGGACUUUGAGCAGGAGUGGCAGGCUCUGUCCUCCCUGUUAAUGCAAAAGUACUCGGCUGCAUCGCUGUGCAGCAUAACCACCGAAGUGCUGAGGGUGCUGAAUGCUACGGAAAACCUAAUCGAGGAGGUGGAGGGCAAGCCCCGCCCCAUGGACAUGCCCACCGACCCGGCCCUGCCUGGGGGCACCACCCCUGGACCUCCCAGCCAUGGGGACAUAAGGCUGGACGAGCAGCUUCUCAGCCUGGAGGAGAAUGUGUACCUGGCCGCCGGGGCGGUGUUCAGGUUGGAGGGUGAGCUGCGUGAGCUGGAGGAGUGCGCACGCGACAUCGGGAGCGGCAGCACGGACGAGGAGCUGGCGCACCUGGAGGAGCAGGUGGCGAGCGCGGCGGCGCAGGUGCAGCAGUCAGACCUGCAGGUGUCUGGUAUCGCGGCGCGGAUCUCAGCUCUGAAGUCCGCCGGCCUGAACGUGGCCCACAGCGCACAGCAGCAGCAACAGCAGCCCAGCGCCAGGCCACAGACCAAGGUGGCGUCUCGCUUGCCAUUCACGCUGACCUUCGCAGGGAGGUCCUCUGCCCAGCCUCACACCAUCGACUCAACCCGGCAUCAGCGGAGGAAGCUGCCCACUCCCCCUCAAUGAGAGCUGGAAGCCAGGCCCUCCCCCAGCCAGUGCCUUUGACCCUGCGCGCCCUCUGGCUUCACUUUCAGUAACCCCCCAAUACUCAGGGGAUGGAGGUCUCCUGCCUUAACCCCAGCUGCAGAUCCUACAGCCAGAAUACCAUCACAUGAACUUUUUGUGGGAAGAACCCCGUUCUCCUGUGUGUGAUUUAAAUCGUGUAGCAUGAACAGAUGAUCCAGAAUAAUAUUUUUAUCCACACUAUCCAAAAAUGAAAUUUUGUUUUCUCCUGUUUUGUUAUCAUUCCCAUCGCAGUUGUUUUGGACAAAAGUGAAUUUGUCGCUGUUCAUUAAUAUGAAUUUGUCCCAUGAAAGCAAACCUCUCCUAGAAGACGGGUAGGUGUGGGUUUAUUUUUAGCAACACCGUAAGCCACGCCCCCUUCCCUUUUGGAACUCGCGUGAACAAGGGCUGUAGCCUCUGUAAGCACUGGUCGGGAAGUUUGGAGGCUCAGGUCAAUGCGAAACACAACCGCGUUGCAAAGGGACCAAAAGAUGGGGCUUCUGGUCCCAUUGACUCCACCUUUGACGUAGUUGCCCAGUUUACGUCAGUAACAGCUGCCAGAAUGAUAGUUAUAAACCAGAACUUCAUUUUAAGGGGGCGUUCCCCUUAUCAUUUCCUCUCUUCGCAGUUUCUUCCCCACGUUUCUCGGUCAGUGUGCGAUUCGAGUGUUGCUGGUUAAAUUCAGUGAAAUUACCCAAAAAAUAGACACAAACAUAAGAACAAGCACUGCUUGUGUCUGGUUUCCUCCCAUCUCCCUCUUUUUUUUACUUGCAGUUAUAUUUGUAGUUGAUUUAGUUUUCAAUCCACGCCCUGUUCGAAUGUCACUACUGUCAUGGUGACCCGUACACGUUGGUGUUGAUGUUUUACUGAUGGAUGAUUUCAAGUGCCCUUAUUUAAUUCCUCGAUGCAUCGUUAAUUAUUUAAUUUGCAUUACCGUGCAUAAAAUAUUGGUUCGUCAAAACACUCAGUUGUUUUGAUUGUUUGAAGCCUGAGCUUAACACGGUCAUUAACUUCGUCCAUUAUUUUCCCCAGUCGACAUAUAACGGUGGGUCCCCUGUACAUAAAAAGGCAUGUUUAAUCUCAAAUGAAUCUUCAUUAAAAGAUGUAUUAUCGUUUACAUGUACUUUUCAGAAAUCGUAAUUUAGUUUUAAAUUUAAAGAACGUGGAAAUAUUACGGAAAAAUUAUAAACUGGGGUAAGUUUUUAGCAUGUAGCAUGUACCUCGAAUUUUUACAAUGAACCGAAUUGCGCACACUGUGAGGAAAUUGAGCGCGAUCGUAUAAUUAUUAACUUUAAAAUAUUACAAAUUAAACCGAGAUGGGGCUGCUGUAUUAAAACGAGCCAAGCUGUACCAGUGGAAAGACAAGAUGUAAAUCUAAUAAAGUUUAUGCAGCUAUCAUUGUCA